This is a messenger RNA of Neoarius graeffei (lesser salmon catfish), 3522 nucleotides long. It is a transcript of the gene pigs, whose product is annotated as phosphatidylinositol glycan anchor biosynthesis, class S. Bases 27 to 1703 code for a protein of 558 amino acids. Lineage: Eukaryota; Metazoa; Chordata; Actinopteri; Siluriformes; Ariidae. Gene Ontology annotation, biological process: attachment of GPI anchor to protein. The record is from RefSeq and is a predicted model, not a curated record. The transcript is spliced from 12 exons. Gene Ontology annotation, cellular component: GPI-anchor transamidase complex.
AUAUGCGGAAGUAAUUUGGGGUAGCAAUGGAGACAGAAAAGCGGCGUGGGAGGAAUGCUGCCUUGUCUAUCGCCUCUGUGGUCAUCCUUCUUGGCUUGCCAUUAUGGUGGAAGACCACAGAAACAUACCGCGCCUGGCUCCCAUACUCCCAGAUCUCUGAGCUCGACUCCUUACAGCUCCAGUUGAGCGUCGAGGUCGAGGUGGUGUUUUCUCGAGGAACCCUGAGCCCAGAGCAGCAGAAGAAGGUCCCGCUCAGUCAAACCAGAGAGCGGGAGCAUCAGGUAGAUGCUAAGAAUGGGCUGCGGUACAGGUAUGAAACCAAGUAUCGCACGGCUACGAUCAUGGAAGAAGACGCUUUAAAUCAGCCCACAGCUCAAGAGGCAGAUCGUGCUCUGCACAUGCUCAGUGAGAGUGCGUGUGGCUCUGUCGUGGUGUACGUCGUCCCCGAGUCCUCCACCUUGCUGCCAGCUGAUGUGAAAGUAUACGUGGGUCAGUGGCGCACUGCCCUGCUACGUGCCGCUCCGCUUCCUCUUGCCGGGAGUCUGAAGGAGGUGCUUUCCGCUCUGGAGCCUCAGGUCAACCAGGUGAUCGACACCAUGUCCUUCAGCCACCAGGAAAUCAUGGGCGCUCUGAGCGACCGCAUCCGCAUCAGCCAGGUCAGCAAGGAGAGCCUGGUCGACAGCAUGAGGGCCAUCAAGUCCAGUCCAGGUUAUGAAAUCACGUUCAGCCUCUUGAACCCUGACCCAAAGUCCCACAGGCUGCACUGGGACAUCGAGGGAGCGGUUCAUAGCUACAUCCAGCCUCUUCUGAACAAACUGACCCCGAUAGCAAACUUCUCCGUGGACUCGCAGAUCCUGUACUACGCAGUGUUGGGUGUCAAUCCUCGUUUUGACAACACCGUCUCAGCGUACACUCUCAACGCAGCCAGCCUGGCACACGUCAUCAAUCCUGUGGAGGCCAGACUAGGCUCCAAUGCUGCGUCUUCAUACCCGGUGCUGAACUUCCUGCUGUAUGUACCCGAAGCCCAUCACUCUCCACUCUUCAUCAAAGACCACAGGAAGAAGGAAGUGCCUUCGAACGCCUUCCACAGCCCCCGCUGGGGAGGGAUAAUGGUGUACAAUGUGAAUGAGCUGUACGGACCCGAGGUGGAAUUUCCUGUCGAUAUCAACAUCGACAUGGCCAAAGUAAUGGGCGUCUUCUUGGCACAGUUGAGGCUGUUAUUGGGAGUACAGAAGACCCAACCUCCUCCCGGUUUCGUUCUGCAGAGCCCAGGCAGCGCGGGAUUGGCCGACUGGGAGCUGGAUCGGCUGCUGUGGAGUCGCAGUGUAGAGAACGUGGCUACUGCUACGACCACCAUCACCUCGCUCACUCAGCUCCUCGACCAGAUCAGCAACAUCGUUAUAAAUGACAACAUCGCCGAGCAGGUGUCCAGUGCGGUGACGUCGGUCCAGGCUGCCGUGGCUGAGCUGGAGGCCGGGAACUUGGCCUUUGCCCUGCAGUACAGUCGGGAGGCCAUACUGGCUUCUGAGAAAGCGUUUUUCGACCCCUCUCUUUUGCAUCUUUUAUACUUUCCUGACGACCAGAAGUUUGCCAUUUACAUCCCUCUCUUCUUGCCCAUGUGUGUUCCCAUUGUGCUCUCGCUGCUAAAGAUUGUCAACGAGAUUAGACAGAAACGUGCUGACAAGCUGGCCAAAACGGACUGAGGGAACACAAAUACACACGCGGUAUUUGUUGGCGCCUGUGGAUGUUGUUUCUAUGCACUGAUUUUUCAUUACACUGUAAGUCGUUACGAAAGAUAUAACACUGUUAUGGAGAUAUUUAUAGUCCGAUACAAGGACUGUAUUUUCCGUUUAAAGGCUAGAAAGCAAAACGACUUUAAAAUUCACCUUCUGAUCUAAAUAUUUGCGUUUUCAGGUGUUUUUUGGGGGGUCCGGAGAGGACAGGAGUGUCAUAUCAGUGUUCAUGUGGCCCAUUCAUGCAUUUUAAAAACUUUUGUGUUUGUCGCAGAAUCGAUGACAUUUAUCACUAGUUACUUCCUUUUCAACAAACCAGGUUUGUCAGGGUUCAGCACAAUUUACAGCCUAGCUACAUCUCAAGAACCUCACAAAAGACCUGCAGCUAGCUUAAAAUGUUUGUAUAUAUUGGAAAAGUGAUAUUAAUACUACUUCUCAAAGGUUGCAUGGGAAACCAGUCAUACUGAUGUGCACCAAUGAUCUGAUUCACAGUAUCAGUAUCUGGAAUGAGCCUUUUUGUCCUCAUUUUGUAUGAACAUUGCUCACUUCAUAAUCCUCGUUUCCAUCUCCUGAUUUUUUCAGUACAUCAGUGGUUCUUUUUCUCAGCAGAUACACGUUUAGAAACAUCUCAAACUUGCCGCUUUCCUUUGUUCACUGUAGUCGAUGGUUGCAGAAAGUGGUUCGUUUGUUGAAACAAGUGAGAUACGUUGUCCAAACAGCUGAGAUAUAUUUAAUAUUUAUAGUAUAUGAGAGAGAAGGUUUUUUUUUUUUUUUUGCAAGCUACUUGCACUCACCAGCCACUUUAAUAGGAACUUGUUCUUGACUGGCAGGAGUGGAACCUAAUGUGGUCUUCUGCUGUUGCAUGCUGAGAUGCUUUUCUGCUCACCACGGUUGUAAAGAGUUGCUAUGAGUUACUGUAUCUUUUCUGGCAGCUCAAACCAAUCUGGGUGGGUUUCUCAAAAGCAUUGCAGCACAAAGAUCAUUGUUAAAUGGUAGAGCGAGCAUCACAAUGAGCACUCUCUCUCUCCUAGUUAAGAUGCUCUUAGCAUUAAGAGGCUUUUGGGAAACCCACCCCUGGCCAUUUUCCUCUGACCUCUCUCUUAUCAACAAGGUUUUUUUUGUUUGUUUGUUUCCCCCCACACCACGCGCCACACACACAACUGUCGCUCACUCAAUGUGUUUUGUUUUUCACACCAUUUUUUUUUUUUUUUUUAAGAUUUUUUUUUGGGGCUUCCUUUACCUCUAUUGGAUAGGACAGCGGAGAGACAGGAAACGAGCUGGAGAGAGAGACGGGGAGGGAUCGGGAAACGACCUCGGGUCGGAACCGAACCCGGGUCCCCGGACCCACGGCACGGCGCCCCCGUUUUUCACACCAUUCUAUGUAAACUCUAGAGAUGUGUGUGUGUGAGAGAGAGAGAGAGAGAGAGAGAGAGAGAGAGAGAAAAAGAACCCCAGGAGAUCAGCAGUUUCUAAAAUACUCAAACCAGUCCAUCUGGCUCAAACCAACAGAAAGUCAGACUUUGAAAUCACAAUUUUUCCCAUUCUGAUGUUUGAACAUUAACUGAAGCUCUUGAUUUGUAUCUGCAUGAUUUGAUGCAUUGUGCUGUGAUUGUCUGAUUAGAUAACUGCAGAAGACAGCAGGUGGAUGUAUGGAUGUUCCUAAUAAAAUGGCCAGUGUGUGUAUCCCCCCCCCCCCCCAAUAACACUUAGAAGGCAGGGUGUAAAAACAAGAUCUGUUUUAUAAAAUAAUUUGUUGCGUUUACGUGAUUAAAUUUCUUUUAUUGGAAAA